CGGGCUAUCUCGACACAUGUUAAAAAAGUUUCUGUCCGAUGCUAAGUAUUAUUUCUGGGAUGAUCCUUAUUUGUUCAGGAUUUGUGCUGACCAGGUAGUACGAAGGUGCAUUCCUGAGGAUGAAAUGAAUGAGAUUCUUUACCAUUGUCAUGCUGGCCCCACUGGGGGGCAUUUUUCUGGUAAUAGGACGGCAAGAAGAGUGUUAGAGUGUGGGUAUUACUGGCCCACAUUGUUCAAAGAUGCAAAUUCUUAUGUUGCCUCGUGCGAUAGGUGUCAACGGGUAGGAAAUAUUUCUAAACGAGAUGAGAUGCCCCAGACAUAUCUAUUGCCUUGUGAAGUUUUUGAUGUCUGGGGGAUUGAUUUUGUAGGCCCAUUCCCUAGCUCAAGAGGCAAUAAAUUUAUUUUAGUCGCUAUUGAUUAUGUGUCGAAGUGGGUAGAGGCUAUUGCGAGCCCUACUAAUGAUGCUAGAGUGGUUGUGCGUUUUGUAAAAAAAUUGUUUUCUAGGUUUGGAGUCCCCAAAGUUUUGAUUAGUGAUCGAGGAACCCAUUUUCGUAAUGAUCCGCUAGCUCGUGUUUUGUCUAAAUAUGGGGUUCAACAUCGGCAAGGAGUAGCCUACCACCCCCAAACUCAGGGGCAAGUAGAGAAUGCAAAUCGGGAUCUUAAGGCUAUCCUAGAAAACGCUGUAGCGCAAACUCGUAAGGAUUGGUCAGAAAAACUAGAUGAUGCGCUAUGGGCUUUUAGGACAGCUUAUAAGACUCCGAUUGGUACUACUCCUUUUCGAUUAGUUUAUGGGAAGUCUUGUCAUUUACCUGUGGAGGUAGAGCAUAGGGCACUCUGGGCUUUAAGGACUGUUUGUCUUGAUUCAUCUAGUGCAGGUAAGGAGCGGUUCUUUCAGGUGAAUGAAUUGGAUGAGUGGAGGGCUCAGGCCUUUCAUAA
Cuscuta europaea is the source of this 936-nucleotide messenger RNA. The record is from the annotation of a GenBank genome assembly. NCBI's taxonomy places the organism in Eukaryota, Viridiplantae, Streptophyta, Magnoliopsida, Solanales, Convolvulaceae.